CGAGCGGGCAGCAGAGUUUGCGGCGCUGCGGGCAGCGGGCGCGAUGUAUCUCCGCAGGGCGGUCUCCAAGACGCUGGCGCUGCCCCUGAGGGCGCCCCCCGGCCCCGCGCCGCUCCGGAAGGACGCAUCUCUUCGCUGGAUGUCAUCUAAUAAAUGGUUUGGAUCAUCUGGAUCAAAUAUGAUCUAUUAUCUGGUUGUAGGUGUCACGGUCAGUGCUGGUGGAUAUUAUACUUACAGGACGAUUACAUCAGAGCAAGCCAAACACACAGAACGUGUAACAAAUUUGAAAGAAAAAAACAAAGAGUUACAUCCACUUCAAGGUGAAAAAGAGAACGUGGCGGGAGCGGAGAAAGCAAGUUCAGACGUGUGUGAAGUGUCUGCCCCGGAAGUCCUGGAGGUAGAUGCGGAAGAUACUCCAGAUGUUACAGCUGCAGAGGUAGAAGAGGCUUCAGCCUGUCCCGGGGCUGUGGAGGACACUGCCGGGGAGCCCGACGCGGUCAGUGCUAAAGUGGGGGCAGAGGCGACAGAGGCCGCGCUGGGCACCACCGCAGAAGCCAGCGCCGAAGCGCCCCCAGAGGUUCAGAGUGCAGCUCUGGAUGGAGCUGUUGCCGGAAAUGAUGAUAAAGGGACAGCAGACAAGGAAAGCGCUGGUGGAAAUGCUGAACGAGAAGAAAAGAGUCCUCCCGUUGAAUCAGAAUCCUCUGCUGGGGAUGGUUUACAGGAGCAAGCCAGCGUUGGUUCCGACGACCACGCCCCGGCUCAAGGCUAAUCUCUUGCUGACCGACCCUUUAGCCAAAAAAAUGCCAUCGUGUCUGAUAGGUGCUUUUGUAGUUUCAGUCAUCAUAGUUUUAGGACAGGCUUCUUUGC
Molecule: messenger RNA, 867 nt
Organism: Lontra canadensis (Northern American river otter)
Lineage: Eukaryota; Metazoa; Chordata; Mammalia; Carnivora; Mustelidae
Gene: MGARP
Product: mitochondria localized glutamic acid rich protein
Exons: 4
Coding region: 44-769 (241 amino acids)
Biological process (GO): anterograde axonal transport
Cellular component (GO): mitochondrion; mitochondrial outer membrane
Source: RefSeq, a predicted model, not a curated record